Molecule: messenger RNA, 756 nt
Organism: Vicia faba (fava bean)
Lineage: Eukaryota; Viridiplantae; Streptophyta; Magnoliopsida; Fabales; Fabaceae
Source: the annotation of a GenBank genome assembly
AUGGCGGAUCAGAACCAAAAAGCUGAGAUCUUUGAACUCAACAAUGGAACCGUGCAGCUUCUCGUUACCAAUCUCGGUUGCACUAUCACCUCCUUCUCUGUACCCAACAAAGAUGGUGUCUUAUCCGAUGUUGUUCUUGGUCUCGACUCUGUUGAAUCCUAUCAGAAAGGUCUUGCUCCUUUAUUUUGGCUGCAUUACCCCCAAACAGUCUCCAAUGGUGGAAAUGUUGGGUUUGAUAAGAAGUAUGAAAGUCAUGAUGGAGAGGAAGGUUAUCCUGGAGACAUCACUGUUACCGCAACUUACACACUCACCUCAAGCACGACUCUGAGGCUCGACAUGGAAGGAGUGCCUAAGAACAAGCCAACAAUCAUUAACUUAGCUCAGCAUACCUAUUGGAACUUAGCUGGCCAUAACUCAGGCCAUAUACUUGACCAUUCAAUUAAGAUAUCGGCUAAUCAUGUCACUCCUGUAGAUCAGAACACAGUGCCAACUGGCGAAAUCAUGCCAGUGAAGGGUACACCUUUUGAUUUCACGGCCGAAAGGAGAAUAGGCGACACCAUUAAUCAGGUUGGACUAGGAUACGACCAUAACUAUGUCCUCGAUUGUGGCGAAGAGAAAGCUGGUUUGAAGCAUGCUGCAAAAGUUAGGGAUCCAUCGAGUUCAAGGGUACUUAACUUUCACAUUUCCCCGUCUGUUGUGGUUCGACCUGGCGAGAAAUAUCAACAUUCUAUGUUGUUUGAGUUUUCAAUUGAAUGA